UUGUGUCAGUAUUGGAUGAAUUGGUCACAAUGGUGAGGCUUCUGACACACACCGAGGAGCUGAUAUCAUGACAAUAGUAGAGUCGGCCAUCUCAAUGUUACAACGGGAAUGUUGAGUUGAGAGGAGGGGAUGAUUUUGAUAAAUACAUCCAUGGAUGCGCUGGUCCCGCUUCAGGCGCUGCUCUAACUCCGCCUGUCACGUACCUCGCGAUUGCUCUCGCAGUAGGACCGUAGCGCAGUAUACAGACGAGAAUGUAUUGAGCAUUUGCUGUACCGUCGAAACACCCUGUCAGUCGCAUAACAGAGCCGAAUUCGUGGAUACUGCGAGACACGACCCAAAAGCUGAUGCAAGCGUACGAGACAUGACGCGGAUUAUAUCUCUCGCGCGCACGCGAAGACCUUCCUUAAGAAAGCCUAAAUCGUGUGACAUACUGGUACCAAGCACACGUUUUGGUCGCGGAAAGACACAGGUAGACGUCCAUACUUCAUGGGACAAACCGACAAGAAUGGGAAAUUUUGGGACUUGGGCAAGGCGAAGUCAAUGCGGAAGUUCUACCACAAUCAAGUGGAGGAUUGGCGAAAUUGAGGAGCUCUGGUUAUGGCCUCGAAACCAAAGCUCUUACGCGAAAGCUCCCCUCCAAAUGUUCAGCACAAUGUUGAUUGGGAACAAGAAUCAGGGUGUAAUCAGGUAAAGUACAUCUAAAGAGGGUAUAUUACCGUAGCGGUAAUGGUGACACUUGAACAGCGUCGUCGGUUGAAUAUUAUUUUGCCAGAGUGGAGGAAGUCGGAGUG
Messenger RNA from Pseudovirgaria hyperparasitica, 791 nucleotides. RefSeq lists its product as uncharacterized. The record is from RefSeq and is a predicted model, not a curated record. NCBI's taxonomy places the organism in Eukaryota, Fungi, Ascomycota, Dothideomycetes, Acrospermales, Acrospermaceae. Bases 155 to 691 code for a protein of 178 amino acids. The transcript has 3 exons.